AUGACGCUCGCAGAAGAGUUCAAGUCGAGGAAUUUCAGUAUCUACGGACAAUGGACCGGAGUACUGUGUAUAGUCCUCUGCUUUGCGCUGGGCAUCGCCAACAUCUUCAACGCCAACUGGGUCAUCGCGUUUAGUAUCGUGUGCUUAGUAUGCUCCUUCAUCAUCAUCUUCAUCGAAAUACCGCUGCUCCUCCGCAUCUGCCCGACUUCACCCAAGUUCGACACCUUUAUUCGCAAAUUCAGCUCCAACUACAUGCGCGCGGCCAUCUACGCGGCGAUGAGCGCCAUACAAUGGGCUAGCAUCGCUGCCCGGGCUACAAGUCUGAUCGUCGCGGCCGUCUUCCUUCUGCUCGCAGCCGUCUUCUAUGCGCUUGCUGGUUUCAAGGGUCAGCAAUUCCAGGGCAGCAAGACGCUUGGUGGACAGGGAGUUGCCCAGAUGAUUAUAUAG
This is a messenger RNA of Alternaria ethzedia, 447 nucleotides long. It is a transcript of the gene TVP18, whose product is annotated as Golgi apparatus membrane protein tvp18. The transcript has 4 exons. Gene Ontology annotation, cellular component: Golgi membrane. Bases 1 to 447 code for a protein of 148 amino acids. Gene Ontology annotation, biological process: vesicle-mediated transport. The record is from RefSeq and is a predicted model, not a curated record. Lineage: Eukaryota; Fungi; Ascomycota; Dothideomycetes; Pleosporales; Pleosporaceae.